AUGCCCCGGCAUACAGAGGCCAGCUCUGCCCCGCCCGAGGCCCACGGCCUGGACAACAUGGCGGCGGACUUCCUGGAGAGCCUGGAGGAAGGCCAGCUCCCUGGCAGCAGCCUGGGCCGCGUUAAGGACGGUAGCAGCGGCUGGAACGGGGCAGCGCCAGAGCCCCUCUCCCGAUGGAAGAGCCUGCAGCGGCCAGCGUUGAGAGCCACCCACUUCUGCCGGCAGCACGCACAGGUGUUCCGCUGGAUCCUGGUGGGCCUGCUCUGCACAGCCUAUGCCGCCUUUCUGCUCAUUGCCUGCCUCCUGAACUUCCAGAGGGCCCUGGCGCUGUUUGUGCUCACCUGUGUGGUCCUGGCGUUCCUGGCCUAUGGCCUGCUCAAGAGGCUGCUGGGGCCCAGGCUAAGGGGGCGCAUUAAUCUCCGCAGCCAUUCCCGCCUCAGACUCUGGCUUCAGAGAUGUCUGGCCCUCGCUGCCCUCCUGGCCCUGGUGCUGUGGCUGUGUCUGGACACCGCUCGGCGGCCUGAGCAGCUGGUGUCCUUUGCAGGAAGCUGUGUGUUUGUGGUCGUGCUCUUUGCCUGCUCAAAGCACCACCGUGCUGUGUCCUGGCGAGCCGUGUCCUGGGGCCUCGGGCUACAAUUUGUACUGGGACUGUUUGUCAUCAGAACUGAACCAGGAUUCAUCGCGUUCCAGUGGCUGGGCGAGCAGAUCCGGGUCUUCCUGAGCUACACGGUGGCCGGCUCCAGCUUCGUGUUUGGGGACACCCUGGUGGCAGAUGUCUUUGCCUUUCAGGUUCUGCCCAUCAUCAUCUUCUUCAGCAGUGUCAUGUCGAUCCUCUACUACGUGGGCCUCAUGCAGUGGGUGAUCCUGAAGAUCGCCUGGCUGAUGCAGGUCACCAUGGGCACCACGGCCACCGAGACCCUGAGCGUGGCAGGAAACAUCUUCGUGAGCCAGACUGAGGCUCCUCUGCUGAUCCGGCCCUACCUGGCAGACAUGACCCUGUCUGAAGUUCACGUGGUCAUGACUGGAGGCUACGCCACCAUCGCCGGCAGCCUGCUGGGCGCCUACAUCUCCUUUGGGAUUGAUGCAUCCUCCCUUAUUGCUGCCUCCGUGAUGGCCGCCCCCUGUGCCCUGGCUCUGUCCAAGUUGGUCUACCCUGAGGUGGAGGAGUCCAAGUUCAAGAGAGAGGAAGGCGUGAAGCUGAGCACUGGAGACGCCCAGAACCUCGUGGAAGCCGCCAGCAGCGGGGCCGCGGUCUCCGUGAAGAUCGUGUCCAACAUCGCCGCCAACCUGGUGGCCUUCCUGGCCGUGCUGGCCUUUGUCAAUGCCACGCUCAACUGGCUCGGCCAUCUGGUGGAUGUGCAGGGGCUCAGCUUUGAGCUCAUCUGCUCCUACGUGCUGCGGCCUGUGGCCUUCCUGAUGGGCGUGGCCUGGGAGGACUGCGCGGUGGUGGCGGAGCUGCUGGGCAUCAAGCUGUUCCUGAACGAGUUCGUGGCCUACGAGGAGCUGUCCAGGUACAAGCAGCGCCGUUUGGCAGGGGUUGACGAAUGGAUCGGCUCCCAGAAGCAGUGGAUCUCGGUCAGAGCAGAGACCCUCACUACAUACGCCCUCUGCGGGUUCGCCAACUUCAGCUCCAUUGGCAUCAUGCUGGGAGGCCUGGCGUCCAUGGCCCCAGAACGGAAGAGCGAGUUCUCCAAGAUUGUGCUCCGGGCGCUCUUCACCGGGGCCUGCGUGUCGCUGAUGAAUGCCUGCGUGGCCGGGAUCCUCUAUGUGCCCAGGGAGGCGCCCGUCAACUGCACUGCCCUGCUGAGCACGCCACUCACCAACAGCAGCUUCGAGGUGUACCAGUGCUGCCGCGAGGUCUUCCAGAGCUUGGAGUUCGGCCCUGGGGCCCUGGACAACUGCUGCCAGUUCUACAACCGCACUGUCUGCCCCUAG
Molecule: messenger RNA, 1935 nt
Organism: Ochotona curzoniae (black-lipped pika)
Lineage: Eukaryota; Metazoa; Chordata; Mammalia; Lagomorpha; Ochotonidae
Gene: SLC28A1
Product: solute carrier family 28 member 1
Exons: 17
Coding region: 1-1935 (644 amino acids)
Biological process (GO): nucleoside transmembrane transport; cytidine transport; uridine transmembrane transport
Cellular component (GO): membrane
Molecular function (GO): pyrimidine- and adenosine-specific:sodium symporter activity
Source: RefSeq, a predicted model, not a curated record